CCCAGUCUGAGGCUGCUGGUCGAGAGGGAAGCAGUGAGGACAGCGUCCCUGGUCCACAGACGGGAUGAGCGGGGGAGCGGAGCAAGCUGACAUCCUAAGCGUGCUCUCCCUGGUCAAGGAACGAUGGAAAGUGGUGAAGAAGAUUGGGGGUGGCGGGUUUGGGGAGAUCUACGAGGCGGUGGACCUGUUGACGCGGGUCAGUGUGGCGCUGAAGGUGGAGUCGGCCCAGCAGCCCAAACAGGUGCUCAAGAUGGAGGUUGCCGUGCUCAAGAAGCUCCAGGGUAAAGACCACGUGUGUCGCUUUGUGGGAUGUGGCCGCAACGAUCGCUUUAACUACGUGGUGAUGGAGCUUCAGGGUCGCAACCUGGCUGACCUGAGGAGGAGUAUGACCCGGGGAACCUUCAGCAUCAGCACCACCCUGCGUCUGGGGCGCCAGAUACUGGAGGCCAUAGAGAGCAUCCACUCCGUCGGCUUCCUGCAUCGUGACAUUAAACCGUCCAAUUUCGCAAUGGGCCGCUUCCCGAGUACCUGCCGAACCUGCUAUAUGCUGGACUUUGGUUUAGCUCGCCAGUUCACCAACUCUUGCCAGGAGGUCCGACCUCCCCGUCCAGUGGCAGGGUUCAGAGGAACAGUCCGCUAUGCAUCUGUCAAUGCACACAAGAAUAAGGAGAUGGGUCGUCAUGAUGACCUGUGGUCUCUCUUCUACAUGCUGGUGGAGUUUCUGGUCGGACAGUUGCCGUGGAGGAAGAUCAAGGACAAAGAACAUGUGGGGAAGCUGAAGGACACUUAUGACCAUCGUCUGAUGCUCAAACACCUGCCGGCAGAGUUUGGUGUGUUCUUGGAACACAUCUCCAGCCUUGACUACUUCACUAAGCCUGACUACCAGCUGCUGAUGUCAGUGUUUGACAACAGCAUGAAAACCUACAAUGUCGUGGAGAAUGACCCUUAUGACUGGGAGCGGACCGGCACAGAUGGCACUUUGACAAUCAGUGCCACUGCCACAACACCGCAACAUCACACCCGCCUCACUCCAGCACACAUGGGUAUGGCUAAUGCCUCCCUGAUCCCUGGCGACCUGCUGAGGGAGAACACAGACGAGGUUCUGCAGGACGAGCAGCUCAGUGAUGUGGAGAACAACCCCGCUCCAGAGCGCCUGCCAGGCUCUCCCCUCCACCCACACCGCAACCAGGAGGCUGAUGUCUGGGAGGAGCUGGAUCGCAACCGUAACCGCAUCAGGACGGCAGUCAGGAAGGCGGCAACAGAGGAGGAACACAGCAACAACCAGGGUAACCAAGGACACCAGAGCCCCUAUGCUGGGCCAAGCCUGGGAUCCCCAGUCAAACUACACCCUGAGGGCGUGGCUUCAGACCGUGAUGGACCUCUGCUGAGAAAGCUCCGCAACAUUCACAGUUUUGAGCUGGAGAGGAGGCUUGGCCUAGAGUCCAAGCCUAGUCCAGAGCGCUUCCUGGAGGCCUGCUCACCGAAACAGCAGAUUGGCACCCAGCACCAGGAGAAGGAGGCUGACGGGCCUGCAAUCAUCCCAGUAACUCAGGGUCAAGCUGUACCUGCUGGGGAGCGUACUGAUAGGGUCUGGCACUAUGAUGAGGAGUUCCGUUCUGGUGGUGGUUCUCCUAAGCCAGCAUCCUCUGGAUCUCUGGAGCAGGGAGAGGGGGCAGCCAGUAGCGGGGGCUUUGUGGCCCUCAAUCUGAGCUCUGGGAGGCAAGACAUUGACUCAAGGGAGUGGGUAAUGGUGGAGCGGCCCUGUGGCUCUCCAGGAGCCAAGGCUACCACCAGCCCCUCAGAGGAGGAUGAGGAGCCGGAAGUGCUCCAGCAAGGGGAACAGUCUCCUGGAUGGGAAAAGGGCAGCCCUAGCCCUAACUCUGGCCAAGCUAAACAAAGCAUGGCUUCCUCCAAGGGAAGUGCAAAAGUGGACAAGUUGGAGCUUAGCGUGGGCCCUGUAGGGGCUCUGCCCCCCAUCACUCCAACCAGCCCAGCUGAAGCUCUGGCUGAGGGAGUUCUCACUCAGCUCCCCACCUCUCCUCCGUCCCUGCCUGAGGAGGUUGCGGUCCGGACAUCCAGCCCCAUUCCUCUGCGCUCUCCCAGCCCUCACACCCUUCUGACCACCUUGUCGGACCCACUGCACCAGCGCCAGCCACUGGGUAUGAGGCGCAGCCAGUCCGUCGACCAACAGCAGCAGGAGCGCCCCUCCUCUUCCUCCUCCUGCCACGCCUCCCUACCACUACCACCAAACCCUGCCCCCGGCACCCGCUCGCCCAGUCGCAGGAAACUGCCGGCCAUCCCGGCGGGUGCUGCCAACACCAAGUUUCCCUCUGUCAUACGCAUCACCCGUGCCCAGCUUCAGCAGUUGACAGCUCAGCGUCCCUCUGGGCUGUCCUCCCAGUCAGGAUCAGACAGUGCCCCACAGUGCCUCCUGCUGGAGAGGUGUGGUGAAGCUGAAGCUGAGGCUCAGCAAGUCCAGAAGCGCACAGCAGACAUCAGCUCCCCUGAGGACCAUGUACCCACCCAUCCAGGGACACCCACAGACCCCCUGGCUGAGAUGCUGGUCAAUGGAAACAACCACACCAAAGCUCAAAGCCCUGUGCCAAGCCGCGUGUCUUCCCCACGCUCCACCCGUUCUCCACACUCACCCCCUCUGUGCUCGCCUUCCUCCCCACGCUCUCCACGCUCCCCUCACAGCCCUGUGUUUGCCAAUGGCCACCUCUCCCCUCCUGUUAACGGCCAAAGGGAUUUAAAUAAUGGAGCAUUCCCCAAGCUGAAAGACCCUGAGAAUGAAUAUGGCCAUGCUCCCUGUGCCACAGAGCCUCAGCUAAGGCGAGAGGAGACCAGAGAAGUGAACCAGGCCCCAUAUCAGACCAGUUGCCCAGCCUCCUCCUCCCCGGCUGCCCCCCGUAAGGACCCCAGCCGGAGGCAAAGUCGCAUCCCAGUCCUGGAGCCCUCCAGCCUGCUGGAACUCCCUCCUCCAGGGUCUGCGAAGGAGAAACUCCUGCAGAAGAAAGCUAGCCACCAGGGCCCGGUCCCCUCUCCCACUGCCUCGCCAUCCCUCUCUGAUAGGCGUGGCCCCCUGGUGGCCUCCCUUGCUAGGGACCCACUGUCCUCCACCUCUGACCGCUCUCAGGAGGAGGACUCUCUUAUGGGCUCCCGUUCUGACCGCCAGGGAGACGAUGCUCCUUCCCUCUCCUCCUCCUCCAGCCCUCUGUCCCGCAAGAGCAGGAUCCCUCGUCCCGUUCAUUCAGCUUCUUCCGCUGAGCAGCUGGCUGCCCAAUUCCUGCCACGUCCACCCCCUGGAAAACCACCUUGCCGCCCCACGGUGGAGGGCAGGCUUAGGCGUUACCGCAUUCGAGCUGGCAGCAACAGUGACUCAGACCUCCUGACAUGCCUUGCUCAGCUGAUGCAUGGUUCCCGAGGCUCUCCCCUUCACCACCGUUCCUCAGCCCAGCACGGGGGCUCCAGGAUGGGCAUCUGCAGCCUGACAAGCUCUCCGCACCACCACCGCAGCUCUAGCGCAUCCCCACGCAGCUCCUCCUCCCUGCAGCGCUCCGUCAGCUCCUCGCCCUCCCGCCACGAGCACCGCGGCGGCGGGGGAGGGGGUUGCCUGGGCCGUAGCCGUUCGCCUCCCAGCUUCUCUGGCUCGCCACCUCCCCGCCGCUUCUACCCUCACCACCAGGAGACUUGCUGCAGCCGCCAGGCCCGCACGGGCCCAUUCCACCUGUCCAGGGGAAAAAGCUGUAGCCGAGAGGGCAAGUGCUCCAGCAAGUUGAGCAGAUAGUUGCCCACCAGGUUGCGCUGCCAUAGCAGAGGAUGGGAAGACUCCAAUUAUGAUAGGGUUGACCGCAGUCAGGAUAAAAGCUUCCUGUAUAAUUAGAAAAAAAUCCCUGUUUCCCUGUUUUUGCUGUCAGUCUGAACCUUACACUUGUCUCGUCGUUUCCCACUGUCUCUUCACUCCUUCUUUUUGCACACAGGGUUUGUCAUUAAUUUAUAUGCCCAGCUUUAAAGGGGUGCUCCAGCGAUUUAGUAUUGCACUUCCAUAAAGUUGUUGGACUUGUGAGAGACAGAUUUAAAAAAAGAAUGGUCAAAAUCUGUGCGGCAGAAGCCGAGAUAUCCUGACGUUUAGUCUGUUAAGCUCCAAAAAUGCUGGUUCCUACAUUUCCCAUUAUGCAACAAAAUAGCAUCUUUCAUCACGCCCCCGCCGUCUCAUAAGUGCCCACUUCUUUCAAACCCCACACCUCCAGUUUCCAAUGAAGGCUCAAGGCGAGUAAACUGGACUUUAUGUGUAAAAUCAGUGGAGUGCCGCUUUAUGAUAACUUAUCAAACAAGCGAUGUUGACAUGUCAAGGUCCUCAGUUUAUAUUAUCAUGUUGUAGACAGUGAUUUCCUAAUGCAGGCAGAACUAUAAUACAUAAUCAAUAGUUAGUUGGGCCAGUGGGCACAAAAAUAAAUCAGUUUCCUGUUUAUUCGUCUUCAUCCAUCCUGCACCAUAAUAUAAUGUAACUUAUUUAUCCCCAGUAUUAAUGCACUUGGAUUAUACUGAUGGAAUAUCAGUAUAGCUGAUCACAGCUUAAUUAAAUAUUGGCCUGGGGUUGACUCAGUUAUCUCCUCUGUAUUUGGAGAUGGCAGGCAGGGUAUAAUAUUUACUUUAUGCUAUAUGUGAAUGCAUAAAGCCAGAAUUUGUGUACAGUUGUAUUUAUUGAGAUAUUUAUUUUGAUGCUUAGCGAUGCUUUUCGACUCCUACCCUCUUCUGUGUGAUAGUGGAUGUAUGGUUUUAUGUCACUCACAUUAGUUUUAAAUGUUUAAUCGAAGGGAUUACUCCAAAGUGACCCUUUUAUACAAUCAAUCAUGUAAAGUGCGUGAGGACACACACCUUUUUGUGCCUACUGUGUUGCUAGGAGGGAAUUAUAAUGUACCCUGAAUGAAGGGAUUACAAGUUAGAAUUGUGAAGCUCCUUUUAGAUCUGAAGGCAUUGAUGGAACAUGUGUUUUCAGUUAUGGUAGUUGUAGUAGUAGUAAACAACACAAGGUACAUUACUGAUGAGUAAUGUUCAGACACAGAUGUUUGUCUCAGCGUGUGCCUUGGCACUUUGGGCAGCUUGAGGAUUCACUUUGGUUUAUUUGUAAUUAGAAAAAAAGGAGCCAAAAACAAACUUGUGCCAGCGGUUAUAAGAUGACCCUUUUCACCAGUAUUCUUUUAUGUAGAAAAGGUAGCAACACAAAUGUUUGUAAAUUAAAUACAAUUUGAGCAACAGUUUACUUGAUGACAGAGUAGCUAUUAUUUGUAAUGACAAAAAGGAAAUAUUUCAAGUGAUACCCGACUAGGUGAAACUUUAAAAAAAAUGUGAAUUUCAGACCUCAAACAGCAUUUUGUCAAAUGUUAUUGAAAAUGGAGGUCAUAUGUACAUAUAUUUCUCACACCAAAAUGAUGUUCCAUGCUUCCAUGUGCAAGAAUGUUUUUUGUUCCUCCUGCGCCGGAGAAUGUCUUUUAUAAAAUGACACACAGUUUGUUUGUGCACAAGGCAAAGGAAUCAGAGUAUUUAUUUGUGUUUAAUUUAGUUAGGAUUCCUCACUGAAACUCUCCUCCACAACCUCCUCCCACUCCUCUGCUUGUAAGAUACUGUAAAAUAACUCCAACUUCCUCCCAGUGCUACUCUUUGCAUGCUCAACAGCGGAAAAAAAAUCAGAAUCAACUACUGAGUAAAAAGCUGCAUACCACUUCCCAUCACGCCUCUAUCUUGUAAAGAUUUAAACCCAGCAGUGACUUCAUUGCCUGUUGGAUAAGCAAUUUUAAUUUCUGUGAAUCUGCGUAUUUUCUCUGACCCAUCUUUCACUAUUCCUCUCCCCACCGCGCUUCCUGCACUGACUUGGGAUGAUUGUGUUGCUGGAACAUGAUGCAACUAGCUGACAUGAUGCACAAAAGAAUUAACAUAAAAAUAAAAAAGGAGACUAGACUUUGCUGUGUUUUAAGCACUUGUAUCGUAGGAAACAACACGAGUUGAAAGAUGAAUGGCAGUCAUAGCCUCUAUAGGAUAUGGCUGCACACAUGGAGAAAGAAAAAAAUCACAUUGCCAAAUAUUUUGAUACAUUUUGCAGAUGUGGUUUGACUUGAUAAUGAUAAUGUUUAGAGACUGAAUGGGCGCAUUGCUUUGUAGAUAUGAAUGUUUCGUUUGACUCGUGCAGAUCUUGCAGAUACCUACGCUAGCCUCACAGAGCAGCUAUGAUGACUCAUCCUGAAGGCAGACAGCGUUCAGUCAGUCAGUCGCCUUAAUGUCUCUUCUCUGCCCCUCUGUGCGUAGCGAGGGAUGACUGAGCCUUGUCUGUGUUGGAGAUCAUUCCACUCUUAGGCCAAGCCAAGCCUUCCUGUCACUAAUCUCCUGUCUGUAAAUGGCAUGUGCUACCAUGCCUGUCAGCGUGGUCACUAUAUCACCACUGAAAUCAGUGCUGUCAGACUCUUGUGCUUACAAAGCUGUGCUUCUAUUGGAGAGCUCUCUGUUAUUCUGUGAGAAUGCGUGGGCCUUUUAUUGAUUGACUGGUGGAAAAUUUCAGGGUGCAGUAUUCAAGGUGUGUUGGCUAGUGUGAUAACUGUAUGCUCUCCAACAGGGGCGUGCAAUUUCUACACGUCGCCAGCAAUCAAUCUUUGAAUUCUCCCUCUUUCAGCAGGCUCACAGAUUUCAAGAUAUUUCAAGCUUUCAAAAGUUCAAAACGCUUUUGUGCAGACUUUUAAUAUAUACCUGUAAAAUAAUAAAGUAAUUAUUUAAAUAAAUAAUUAUUGUAAAACCAUAACUUAUAUGCUAACAGGCUUCAGUGGAAGGGAGGAACAGACACUAAACAGUGCUGCUGGUUUUAAAAGAUAAUCGGAUUUCGUCUGAUGUUUUUUUUUAUUAUUAUUAUUGCACAUAAGUGGUGUGUAGUUGUAGUACUAGUGAUACCUUCCAGAUGAGAUUUUCUUUGUCACUUUUUUAAAGUGGCCUACUCAUAGAAAGGUGUCAUAUUUAUAGUAGCUUGCUGGUAUUUAUGGUUACAGAUACCCAUAGGUGAACAAAACAAACCCAGCUGUUUUAUUUUAUAAUGAAAGGCGAGAUGGAAACUAAUGAAAGCUUUGGUGUGCACUGGUACACUUCUCAUGUCAUAACGGAUUACUUGUUAGUAACUUAUAAAUACUUGACAGAAAUUAUUUAUUGUGACAUUUGCUAAUUUGCCCAUCCAUCAUUUUGACUUCAGUUGUUGGGAUUUUUUAAUGGUUGAUAUUUUUGUGUUGUAAUGUAUGUCAUGGUUUUGAAAUGUAACUGUACAGUCUCAAGGAAAGAAUGUAACAAGUGGGAGUUUUGCAUUGUAUAUAACUGUAAUUAUUUAUGUUUAUUCUAUCAUUUGUAUCAUAUCAAUGCCUUGUACAGUGUUUUUUUCUUUUUUGUUUUAAAAUUAUUUUGUAUUUUAUUUUUAUAAACUGGUUAUAAAUAAAAUACUCAUUCCGCAUGCAGACACAAUCUUGUGAAAGGUUUCUGUUUUUAAUCCUGAAAUGUUCGGGCACUGGAGGAGGACAAAGUUAUAAUAGGCAAUUGUGUGGGUUUCUAUUAAUUCACUGGACUGUCAGUCUGUUGUUUGUUUAUUUAACAUCUUUAUUAAGAAAACCAGUUUGUAACAAUCAGACAUCACAUUGAACAAAAGGUAGGGGAAAUAAAUGUCAGAAUAAGAUUCAAAAUGAAUACAAAAGUUACAACCAAAAUACCGCAAAACAUACAUACAAUACAAUAAAAUAAAAUGCUACAGAGA
This is a messenger RNA of Siniperca chuatsi (mandarin fish), 7777 nucleotides long. RefSeq names its product tau tubulin kinase 2a (gene ttbk2a). NCBI's taxonomy places the organism in Eukaryota, Metazoa, Chordata, Actinopteri, Centrarchiformes, Sinipercidae. Gene Ontology annotation, molecular function: ATP binding; protein serine/threonine kinase activity. Gene Ontology annotation, biological process: cilium assembly; peptidyl-serine phosphorylation; signal transduction. The record is from RefSeq and is a predicted model, not a curated record. The coding region runs from base 65 to 3787 and encodes 1240 amino acids. The transcript has 15 exons. Gene Ontology annotation, cellular component: nucleus; ciliary transition zone; ciliary basal body.